AACAAAUAAAGAUAAACAAUAUUCAUUAUACAUGAAUAAGAAAUAAAGCGAUGAAGAAAUCAAAAGGGGCUUGGUGCAGUUUACAGCGCGGAGGGGCUGAGGACAGGAAGAUGAACAGAACGGAGGGCGGCGAGGCUGCUAAGAACGUCUACCUGCUCGUCUACGACAACGUUCUGCACGCCACUGAUCCUUUGAACUCCUUCCUCGUGCGCGGUCGAGAAGAGGCUGGUCUUGGCGAGGCCUUGAGCUGCGGUCGCGUGGGCGUUGGUGCUACGGGCGAGGCGAUCGGCAAUGCAGUGUCGCCAGCCUUCGAGUUUCCGGCCAUCGUUAAGAACGAAGAUUUGAAGAAAAUAGAACACCAGCUCCACGAAGCAAGAACUCGAUUCGAGAAAGUCGCAAGCUUGAGCGGUGAGGAAGAAGAGCAAGCCAGGAGAAAGCUGGGAAGAGAACAUUGGGUUGACGAGUUACAUGCCAAGGAAGAACAGUUGAAGGCGCGUAAACUGCAGGUCGCAAUGAGACAUUCUGCGCUUCUUCAGAAAAUGCUACGUUAUGAAAAAGAUUUGGAGAUCCAAGAGAAGAAGCGCACGGUGGAAGCUGGUGUUAUAGCUCAGGAGUGUGCCCCGACGGUGGCAGAAUCGUUCGUGAAUGCAAACGACAUUACGAACGAACAGCUCGAUGACAGUGCUGCUAGCUCAACGCCUUACGCCACAACUGAAACUCCACAGGAAAGAGAAGAAGGAACGAGUCAGGAUUCAGUAAUGAGUGCAGCUGACGUCCGUGAACUGAAAAUUGCUGACCUCAGGAAGCGCAGCUACGAGAAUAAAUACCAAACAGAAGCGAACAAGAGUACUGUCAAGAACUACGCAGAGUACAAGGCGCACGUGGUGGCAGCAGCGGCGCUGUGGCGCGGCGAGGCGGCAGGCUCCGUGGCGCAACUUACGGCGAGCUUCCGAGAUCGCUUGGUGCUGCGCUAUGAACUGCUUGUUGGCGUCAUGGAGGCCACCAAUAAACUCGCUGCUGUUAAGGAGCGCUGCUUGUUAGCUCAACAGAUGGAUGAAGAACAGGAAUGUGAGCAGCUGUUGCAGCUGCAUCAGACCAGUGCAGCUGAACAGGCUAUCAGCAGACAGCUGCAGCAGGAAGAGAGUCAGCUAAUGCAGCUGCAGGCGAAUUCAACAAAACUCAACUGUCAGCUGGCUCAAAUCAACAUGGCAAUCACCAACAUGUACAACAUCGCACGAAGAUUCCAAAAAUCUCUUCCUCCGCUGCAUGUGCAGCUUGCAGAUCUGGAAGGAGAAGUCACAGCUCGGAUGCUGGAGCGGCUACAGCACUUCAUGCAGGCUGCCAACACAGCUCUUGUCACGGCUGAUGCUGCACUCAGGCCUGAUUCUACGAAGCCUACACUCGGUUCUGCUUGA
This is a messenger RNA of Hyalella azteca, 1415 nucleotides long. RefSeq lists its product as uncharacterized. Lineage: Eukaryota; Metazoa; Arthropoda; Malacostraca; Amphipoda; Hyalellidae. The transcript has 7 exons. The coding region runs from base 51 to 1415 and encodes 454 amino acids. The record is from RefSeq and is a predicted model, not a curated record.